Spodoptera frugiperda (fall armyworm) is the source of this 2911-nucleotide messenger RNA. Its product is annotated as follistatin-A. Gene Ontology annotation, molecular function: extracellular matrix binding; protein binding; calcium ion binding. The record is from RefSeq and is a predicted model, not a curated record. The transcript is spliced from 6 exons. NCBI's taxonomy places the organism in Eukaryota, Metazoa, Arthropoda, Insecta, Lepidoptera, Noctuidae. Gene Ontology annotation, biological process: anatomical structure development. Bases 16 to 1215 code for a protein of 399 amino acids.
UUGCACCGGGCGCGUAUGGCGUAUGGCGCGCUGACGGGCGCGUCUCGUUCAGUCCGCGUCGGCUCUUCGCUCGGGUACAGCGUCGCAUGCGUGGCCGGGGAGGUGCAGCGGUCACUUGUUGCAGGAGGCGGCGCGGCACGUGUGCGCGGCGGCGCGGCCGCUCGCCACGGGCGCAGUGCCGCGGCGGCCGGCGUGGAGCGCACAGCGCCGCACGCGCCGGCAUGCCACGCUAGCGGGAGCAUGCGGCUGCCCCUGCUGCCGCUGCUCGUGCUGCCGCUCGUGCUUGCGCGCCCGGCAGCAGCCGGGAUCUGCUGGACGGGGAUGGAUCGCGGCGGGCGCUGCAGCUCGGUGGCAGCGCUGCGCGUGGGCCGGGCGGAGUGUUGCGCGGGCGCAUCGCGCGCGCCUGCCGCCUGGAGCCCUCGCGACCUCGACAGCGGCGAGAUAUUCUUCUAUAAGGCGCUCUCUGGAGGCGUGCCUUGUGUUGCAUGCGCUGAAUCAUGCGCAGGAGUGUCAUGUGGCAGCGGGCGACGCUGCGUGGUGCGAGGCGGGCGUGCGCGGUGCGUGUGCGCCGCGGCGUGCCGGCGGGUCGGCGCCGUAUGCGGCAGCGACGGCCGGACGUACCCGUCGCUCUGCCGGCUCCGGCGACGAGCCUGCCGGAGGCCCGCCAAACACCUUGUGUUGGACUACCCCGGCCCUUGUCAAGAGGGCAGUUGUGAGGGUGUGAGAUGUGGUGGCGACAAACGUUGCGUGUUGGACGCAGAACUCGGCGCGCACUGCGUUCGCUGUGGCGCGUGCGGCGUGGCGGGCUCGCCUGUCUGCGCGGUGGACGGCCGGACCUACGCCGGCGCGUGUGCGCUGCGACGAGCUGCGUGUGAGCGGGGGAAAGCCCUGCCACUAGCUUAUAGAGGUCCUUGUAUAACGAAUGCGACGUGUGCGUCGAUAUCUUGCGGCGCGGGGCAGCGCUGCGUGUCGGGCGGCGCGAGCGGCGCGCGGUGCGUGUCGUGCGGGUCGUGCGGCGCGGCGGCGCGGCGCCAGCUGUGCGGCUCGGACCGCCGCACCUACCCGUCGUGGUGCCGCCUGCAGCGCGCCGCCUGCCACGCCGGCCGCGUCGUCGACCCGCUACACACCGGACCUUGCAAAGGCAACAAAAACAUAACGGACAAUAGUGUGAUUGAGAGAAGUGUGAGCGAAGUGGACACCACGCGCGUCCUAUAGUCAUUGACUCUCUAGUAUCGUGGACUGAUCCACUGGCUUCGUAGUUCAGGUGACGUAGGCGACGGGCCGGCCGUCAUGGCGCCCCACGCGUCGAUUCAUCUACAAAAGUUUUUGAGCAUUUUCUUCUAAGCCUCGUAAAAGGGUCAUCGUUUUGAAAUACUCAGAUUUAGGUAAUUUUGGGCAAUUGAAUUGAGCCGACUAUUGGUCGAAUGGAGUGGACCUAAUCAGUAACACAGAGCCGUAGUUUAACUUUUUCAGAACCGUUAAGUAUUUAAUUACAAAUCUUAAGGCUCUAAGGGACCGCUCCAUUGUUCGGGACUCCUCGAGUCAGGUAUUAAAAUUCAAAAGUUUUAGCUAGUUUAUAGAUUUAGAUAAAUCUGUCGAGCUGAUGCACCCUUUCAAACUUUGUAGAUAAAUAAUUCUAUAUAUCUAGUUUUAAAUAAUUAACACUUACAUUAUUAAAUUUGAGCACCAAAUCGUACUUAAUAUUUAGUCAAAAUGUUAAACAUAGGGACUGUAGUUAGCACAAUAUUUGGACUUAGGUACUUUCUAUAUGAAUAAAUUCUAAUUUCCGUCUUGUUGAACGUCGCUACAUGAACGAAGCUCGUAUUAGGAUGAAAUGCAACUUUCAUCGGACUGACAUAAUGUUCUUAAAAUUUAAUUAACUCUUAGUACUUUAAGACUUAAAUAAUUUUACUUCACGAGAUGUGGUUAACGCUUAAUGCAAUAUUUAUUAUUAAGUUACGAGUAUGAAGUUUAGUGCAAUAAUUUUAUUGAAAAUUGUAUGAAAUUUAUGUUAUAUGUUUUGUUUUGUUUGUCUUUACACAUGGCUCGAGAUGCGUUAAUGCGUAGCACAUAAAACGUCAACACGACAUUCGGACAUGUUUAGAGUGUUAUACAAUACGUUUUCAGUAUUAUGUGUAUGUAAGAUUUUUAGACUAUCGUUAUUUUCGAAACAUUUUACAUUGAAAAUUAAGUGAUUUUUAUAGACUGUAGGUAAAAAGUAAUUUAUUGUUACUUUUAAAUUAUUUCCAAAAAUGUUUCCAAGACUAUUUGUAUGUGUGUUUUAUCUUCGUGAAUUUCUCUGAAAUGAAUCAAAGCAAUGUGUGAUGUCGAAGCGGUAGGAAACUCUCUCGGUCCUUCUAAGCUUUAAAUUGUAACAUGUUGGUCUACUACUCUCUGUAAUAUUAUGUAAUUAUGUUACUGCUAAUUAUAUAAACAGGACAGCGGACGGCAUGAGCUUUAAUGCACACAUAAUACUUAAUUUAAUACCUACAUCGAAUUACUACUGUUAAUACAAAUUAUUUUAGUCUGGCAAUACAGCGCGAGCGAGGCGCAGGCGCAAAAAUCUCAAAAUUUGAUAUUUUUUUGAAAAUUCGAAGAGGGGAAACGCAGCUCAAUAGUUGUUGAAGUCAUUGUAUAGUCAUAAAAGCUUAAUAAUUAAUUAUAUUAUGUUAAUUCUUUUGUACGAAACGAAAAAUAAUUGUUUAUAUGUGUACUUACUUUAACUAUUGUGAACAAAACAAUACAUAAUACAGUAGCUCGGCUCUUGUCAAUUAUUUACUAGUGCUAAUCACGUUGUUAACUGUGUCUGACUAUAAUAAUACUAAAUUGUUGUAGUUGAAUUCAUUGCAAACAUUAGAUGAUUUGUAUAAUAUAUUGUCCUUGUUUCUUCAUAAAUAUUUUACACUGGUAA